Tupaia belangeri chinensis (Chinese tree shrew) is the source of this 2696-nucleotide messenger RNA. RefSeq names its product selectin P (gene SELP). The transcript has 16 exons. Gene Ontology annotation, molecular function: calcium ion binding. Lineage: Eukaryota; Metazoa; Chordata; Mammalia; Scandentia; Tupaiidae. The record is from RefSeq and is a predicted model, not a curated record. Bases 281 to 2587 code for a protein of 768 amino acids. Gene Ontology annotation, cellular component: membrane. Gene Ontology annotation, biological process: cell adhesion.
GUGCCGCGUUGCUCAGCCUGGGGUGUCCAGGAGUGACUCACACACGCCCGUCUCCACAUCUCUCUUGGAAGGGGUGACCCCUGCCCCUUGGCGACAGCAAUUUUGAAGCUGCCAACAUCACUGUAUUAUCAACGCUCUAGCUUCAUGGGAAGGGCUGUGGUGAGUUUCUGGAAAGGGAAUAGGAAGUAGUUUUUCUAAACAGCCCAACACCAAGGGGGGCAGUGGACUACAAGAAGUGUGGUUUGGGCAGAAGACAGAGAGCCAGCAGCUUGCCGAGGAGAUGGCCAGUUGCUUAAAAGCCAUCUGGAACCAGAGAUUUCUGGGAGUGGUCUGCGGGGCUGCCCAACUCCUUUGCUUCAGUGUCCUGAUCUCUGAGCUAACGAAUCAGAAGGAGGUGUCGGCGUGGACCUACAACUACAGCGCAAAAGCAUACUCGUGGAAUUAUUCCCGGGCCUUCUGCCAGAAGUACUUCACCGAUUUAGUGGCCAUUCAGAAUAAAAACGAAAUCGCUCACCUCAAUGACGUCAUACCCUACCACAGUUCCUACUACUGGAUCGGGAUCCGGAAGAUCAAUGAUCAGUGGACCUGGGUGGGAACCAAGAAGACACUCACCAAGGAGGCCGAGAACUGGGCCGACCACGAGCCUAACAACAAGAGGAACAACCAGGACUGCGUGGAGAUCUACAUCAAAAGCGAGUCAGCCGCUGGCAAGUGGAACGACGAGCCGUGCUGGAAGAGGAAGCGGGCGCUGUGCUACACAGCCUCCUGCCAGGACACAUCAUGCAGUCAGCAAGGAGAAUGCAUCGAGACCAUCGGGAGCUACCGCUGCUCCUGCUACCCUGGAUUCUACGGGCCCGAGUGUGAGCAUGUCAGAGAGUGUGGAGAACUGGACCUCCCGCGGCACGUGCUCGCGAACUGCAGCCACCCCCUGGGAAACUUCUCGGUCAGCUCGCAGUGCAGCUUCCGCUGUGCCGAAGGGUUCCGGCUGGAUGGGCCCAGCAGGCUGGAAUGUUCCGCUUCUGGAAACUGGACGGAGAUGCCCCCGCAGUGUGUAGCUGUCCAGUGUCCACCCCUGAAGACUCCUGAACGAGGAAGGUUGACCUGUCUUCCCUCUGCUAAGGCCUUCCAGUCCUGGUCUAGCUGUCGCUUCAGUUGCGAAGAAGGAUUUGUUCUAGUUGGGCCUGAGGUGGUGCAGUGCACAGGCUCUGGGGCAUGGACGGCCCCGGCUCCGGCGUGCCAGGCUGUGCAGUGCCAGCGCCUGGAAGCCCCCGACAAAGGGACCAUGAACUGCGUUCACCCGCUCGCGGCCUUUGGGUACGGCUCCAGCUGCACGUUCGGGUGCCAGGCCGGCUAUCGCGCCAGGGGGUCAGGCACCCUCCGCUGCGUGGGCUCCGGCCAGUGGACAGCGCCCCCGCCGGCCUGUGAGGCCAUCACAUGCGAGCCGCUGCAGCGUCCUGCCCAUGGGACCAUGGCUUGCUCCCCGUCCUCAGGAGUGUUUCAGCACAGCACCAACUGCAGCUUCCACUGUGCCGAGGGCUUUGUGCUGAGAGGAGCUGACCUGCUUCAGUGUACCGACACGGGGCAGUGGACAGCACCACCGCCAGUCUGCCAAGUCAUCACCUGCACACGGCCACUGAGCCCUCGGAAUGGGACGAUGACCUGUGACCAGCCCCUGGAAGACUCCGAUUACAGGUCCACGUGCCACUUCUCCUGUGAUGAGGGGUUCUCCUUAUCGGGGCCCGAGAGGUUGGACUGCACUCCAUCCGGACUCUGGACCAGCUCCCCGCCCACCUGUGAAGCCAUCAAGUGCCCGGAGCUCUUGGCCCCAGAGCAGGGCAGCCUGGAUUGUUCGGACGUUCGUGGGAAAUUCACUGUUGGCGCCACCUCCCAUUUCUCCUGCGACGAGGGCUUCCAGCUGGAGGGGACCGGCACCCUGCAAUGCGUGGCUCCUGGGAGGUGGUCAGCACCUCCACCAGCCUGCAGAGGCCUCUCAUGGGUUCCGACUCCGGAGGUGCGAUGCCCCGCUCUCCUCACUCCUGGGCAGGGAUCCAUGUCCUGCAGACACCAUUUGGGAAACUUUGGUUUGAAUACCACUUGUCACUUUGGGUGCCACGCCGGCUUCACCCUUCUGGGAGACAAGAUUCUCAGAUGCAGACCUUCAGGACGGUGGACAGCGGUGACUCCAGAAUGCAGAGCUGUCAAGUGCUCCGAGCUGCACAGCGAACAGCCAGUGCUGAUGAACUGCUCCAACCCCUGGGGAAAUUUCAGCUUUGGGUCCACCUGCACCUUCCACUGUCCAGAGGGACAGCUACUGAAUGACUCAGCAGAAACAACAUGCCGAGAGAGUGGGCACUGGUCAGCACCCAUGCCAGCCUGCCAGGCAGGGCCACUGACUAUCCAGCAAGCCUUGGCUUACUUUGGUGGGGCAGUGGCUUCCACCACAGGACUGGCUGUGGUUGGGACGCUCCUGGCUCUGCUAAGAAGGCGUUGCAGACAGAAAGAUGAUGGGAAGUGCCCCUUGAACCCUCACAGUCACCUAGGAACAUACGGAGUUUUCACAAAUGCUGCAUUUGAUCCGACCCCUUAAGAGAUCUGUCCUUCUGGUCAUUUCCUUGAACCUCCACAGGAUCCUGAUUGUGAACAUCAAGCUCCCUACAGAAAGACUUCACCUGCCGUGCAUUCGCUGUGGUUUUUUG